CUAAAACCACUGUUUUUCCUCAAACAACCUACGCCCAGAUCCAACAUUUGGUAUCAAAGCCUGUUGUUGAACAUCUCUUGAGGCCAUACAACACACUUCCAACUCUUUUCAUUUCUUCUUUCCUUUCUCGGCCUAAACUGCUGCCAUAACUCUCUCCUUUCACUCUCUUCAAUAUGUCAAACACUUCACCAAGCAUCACCAAUGAAGAGCUCUGGGUUUCUAAUACCGAGCUCAAAGCCCAAGUAGAGUACUUGGCAAAACAGGUUGCUCAACUCACUAAGUUAAAAAGUAACUUGGUGAACGCUCCGGAAGAAAGUGAUGAAGAAAAGGAAGAAGCUCAACUAGAAGCUGAUUUUAGCCACACUACUAGAGGAACUGCACAAGAAAAGGGAGCUACUGAUUUUAAGGUUGACAUACCAACCUUUGAAGGAAAGAAUGGUCCGGACGACUUUCUAGAGUGGCUGGAAACAGUUGAGCGUGUCUUUGAUUUCAAGGAUGUGCCCGAAGAUUAGAAAGUCAAGAUUGUGGCGUUGAAGUUCCGAAA
This is a messenger RNA of Cuscuta campestris, 544 nucleotides long. The record is from the annotation of a GenBank genome assembly. Lineage: Eukaryota; Viridiplantae; Streptophyta; Magnoliopsida; Solanales; Convolvulaceae.